AAAGGGGUCUACAAGGGUACUUUUAUUUAUUUAUUUUUCAGUAUUGAAAACCGUCAAGUCUAUUGAAAUAACACGACUGGAGGAAGGGGGACGUGGCGGCACAAUGCCAGGAAGAUGGAGGCGGAGUAAGAGACUCAUGGCUCAGGCCGAUGCUCACGCUCAUAUUCCUCCCCUACUUCCGCUUACCACAUCUCGCAAAGGUCUCUCAAAUUCCAUUUCCUGCUGGUACUGCGAUUAUAAGAUCACCUCGUUCAACGAACUCAUUUUCCAAUUUGGACGAAGGCAUGCCAGGGUUCUGAGAACGUGGUUCUCGAUUGGGAUUGGUUUCUCUCUUGCCGCUCUUGCUGUUGUUGCCACGGUUCUCUUUCGGGAACUUACAAUCGUCAUGCAUAUUUUUGGCAAGAGCAAUGUGAUUCGUGGACUUCCUGUUUCCUGUUCCUCGUUAUUUGGUCUUCCUUCGUUGAUUUCCAGCUGUAGUCUUUUCCCUGCUGGUGCUGGAUACAUAAUUAUCUCUACCUUAAUAUCUGUAGCUUUUCAUGAAUUUGGUCAUGCUGCUGCUGCUGCAAGUGAGGGCGUGAAAUUGGAGUAUAUUGCUGUUUUUAUUGCACUACUUUUCCCUGGUGCUUUGGUGGCUUUCAAUUAUGAUGCACUGCAGGAUUCAUCAUGCUUCAAUGCUCUUCGAAUCUACUGUGCUGGUAUUUGGCACAACACAGCUCUUUCUGCAGCUUCUGGAUUGAUAUUAUUCUUCCUGCCACUGAUUUUGUUUCCUCUUUACAUACAUGGCCAAAGUCCCACGGUUCUGGAUGUUCCUUAUACUUCGCCAUUGUCUAGUUAUUUGUCCCAUGGUCAUGUAAUUCUGUCAUUGGAUGGCAUGCAUGUUCACAGUGUGGAUGAUUGGAUCAAUCUAUCGGCUCAAAUAAGUGAUUUAACAUUUCAAAAUGAAACCCACUCCAGGCUUGUUGAAAACAACCAAAUGGCCAAUGGCAGGAGAGGAUAUUGUUUUCCAAAUUUUAUGUUGAAGGAAAGCAAUAAAGUUCAGUUCACACAUGAUCAGUCAACUUGUUUUGGCGACUUUACUUCUUUUACUUCUAUUCCUUGUGUUAGUUCUGCUGGUUUAAUUGAUGGUUACACAGAAGAUAACUAUUCUAACCGCAAAGAAGGGAUAUAUUGCUUAAAUGUCAAUGAUGUUAUGAAGCUUAAUAAGUGUUCUAGUUGGGAUAAAGCAGCAAUCAAUGAUAACACUAGCUCCUGUAUGUGUUCACAGGAUGAAACUUGCUUAAGUCCAGUUCAAAUGCCUGGUUUGGUAUGGGUUGAGAUUACAUAUCUAAACCCCUAUUCCUCAGACUGUUCCUAUUCCAGAGAAUAUCCACUCCCAAGUUCAAAUUGUAGUGGAACUUUUAUUUUUGUUGGUGAUGUGGUCUCGAUGGCGCGCUCUAUUCAGCUGACCAUGUACCGACCACGAUUGGAUUUUCAUUUUGCUAUAUAUCUUCCGGAUGUACUGGAAAAGAUUUUAUCGUGCUUAUUUCAUACCUCUCUUGCACUAGCCCUUCUCAACAGUUUGCCGGUAUAUUGUUUAGAUGGUGAAUCUAUUCUGGAGAUAAUUAUUUUCCAACUCACCUCAUUGAGCCCGAGGAACAAGGAAAAAGUUCUUCGAUCUUUUCUGAUGGGAGGGACACUCAUCUCAAUCUUUUUACUGCUGAGGAUUUUCUUCCAUUUAUUAGUCAGCUGAUAGUAAUCUGUAACAGUGAUGUUUUGUUUUGGUUUAUCUUGAGCAUUGUAGGUUGCUACUAAUUUCUAACUGCAUUGGUUGUAAAGUUGUUUUAUUGUUUGUAUAUAUAAGUUAGCUAUGUUUCUCCAUUAAAGUUCUUCCUAAUCUAGUAGUACCUCAAGCUCUUUUUCAGCCGUCAAAAGUCCAGGAUCUCAAUACCUCCUCAAGGGACUCUCAUAAGAGCACAAACCUCAACCUCUUCUCUUGAUGGGAUUUUUGAGAGAGAGAACCAUUUCUUUUUGUUUCUUGGAAUUUGGGAGAGCUGAUAACCCUUUCCUUGUUUCAGCAUGAAAGCCACUUUAAAUAAAACUUUAUCCUAUCCUAGAAGAUCACACCAUCUCUUCCAGAUCCACCCCAAUGCUCAUUUUAACAAACUUUUUGCAAUCCUAAAGACGAACUCUGCUUACUUCAAUUGACUUUCUUUUAUAAUUGACUCCAUGAAGGAUCCAAAAAACGAUUAGAGCAAUGAAGAUUUUGAUGGCUGACCUUUAGAAACUCGAACUUAGAUAUCAUUGAGUUUUUUAACCAAAAGACGAUCGAGCCCUUCUUUGAUGUGCAGACCACAAUUAUUGAGUUUGGUUGGCAAUUGGAGAUUGUCCAACAACGAUUGAGGGAAAACGAUAGACAGAAAUUGACUGUUGGCAAUUGCGUGAAAAAUGAUGGUUGAGGGUUCGUCAGUAAGAAUCGCUGGAGAUGAUGGUUGGAGGUUGGCUGAUGAUAGUCAUCAAAGACAGGUUGGUCUGCAUGGAUUACCGAAGUGGUGGUUAGAGUUUUUUAUAUAAACUAGAAAAGAUUAACCAUUUAACAUUACAAUUUAUUGUUCUGGAAAUUGGUUUGAUGUAUGUCUUAGAUCAAUUUAUUUUAUAUACUCGUGUUUUCAAAAUCAAUGUGGUUGUCAAUUACAUGAUUUUAUUUUCUAAAACAACUUAUUUUUUAGUUUAAUAACUGGAAAAGACAAUCCAAACAACUCCUCCUCUUGGGCUGGGCCACGUUAAAACCUUCACAUCCUCUAGAAUCUUAAGCCGAAUAGUCUUCAUAAAAAACCUUAUCAUUUUUUUUCUUCUCUAAUUAUGAAUAGAAAGGGUGGGGUGAAUGCGAUAUUUGUAGAAUAUAAGUGGUGGAGAGGUAAUAGCGUGGUUGGCUUUCUGAUGUAUCAACCCUCUUACAAAGGGAAUAUGCUGAAUUUAGAAAAGUUGGAUAGGGACAAGCAGGAUAAUAUAAUAUGAGAAUUAUGAGGAGAGAAAAGGAGAAGAAGAUACAUUGAACCUAGACAGCCAAAUGGUGGGGUUUAAGAAGGAGAAGAAGAAAGGGGAGAGAGGGCAUUCUGAAACCUGAAGUUAGAGAAAAUGGGAGUCCUGAAACCGGGUGGUGUUGAGUCAGUGAGCCUGAAGAGGAGGAAUGAGGAGCUGGAGAAGGAACUGGAGGCGAGCCAUGAAAGAGAGCUGAUUAUGAGGAAGGAGCUGAGAAGGGUUUGUGAAAGGCUAAAGGUGGCAGAGGAGGCGGAGGAGAGACUUUCGUUACAGCUCGGGGAGCUCGAGGCAGAAGCUCUAACCCAGGCACGUGAUUACCACCAACAAAUCACAUCGUUGAUGAACCAGCUCUCCCACGCUCAUAAACUGCUGCAAGCUGCCUCCAUCGCCUCCUUUACUUAGAACAACACAAACUUAACCCGAUGUGUUGGAGGCCCCUUUUUUUUUCCCCCCUUCAAUACUCCAUCGAGUAGAUGUAAUUUGAUCUCUAUUUUACUACCAUAUUCAAUAUUGUGUCGCUUUUCCCCUGCUUCAAACUUUCGAUUGAUUCAGGCCAUUAGAAUCCAAUGGUAUGGUGUGUUAAGUUU
This is a messenger RNA of Cucumis sativus (cucumber), 3605 nucleotides long. Its product is annotated as membrane-bound transcription factor site-2 protease homolog. Gene Ontology annotation, cellular component: membrane; cytoplasm. Gene Ontology annotation, biological process: regulation of response to endoplasmic reticulum stress; membrane protein intracellular domain proteolysis. The coding region runs from base 104 to 1729 and encodes 541 amino acids. Lineage: Eukaryota; Viridiplantae; Streptophyta; Magnoliopsida; Cucurbitales; Cucurbitaceae. The record is from RefSeq and is a predicted model, not a curated record. The transcript is spliced from 9 exons. Gene Ontology annotation, molecular function: metalloendopeptidase activity.